Messenger RNA from Psilocybe cubensis, 1179 nucleotides. RefSeq lists its product as uncharacterized. Bases 1 to 1179 code for a protein of 392 amino acids. The transcript has 4 exons. Lineage: Eukaryota; Fungi; Basidiomycota; Agaricomycetes; Agaricales; Agrocybaceae. The record is from RefSeq and is a predicted model, not a curated record.
AUGGCUUCUACAACCCAAAACGUUUCUGUGUCUCAAAACUCUCACACCUCCCCUACUAAUACUGCAUCAAACGCUUCUGGAAAUGCAAAUUCCACAUCUGCACCAGGAGGAGAUACAACCUAUCCUGAGCAGCUGCAUGCAGGAAAGGUAGGAUACGGUCCAAACUUCCGCACCUCCCCUUCACUUGGAGAUAAAAUACAAGGAUUGAAGGAGGAAUUGAAGGGGAAAGUUACAAGAAAUCCUGAUCUUGUGCAACACGGAAAAGACGUGAAGAGUGGCGAAGAAAGGAGAAAGGAUUUGCUUGGAGAGGAUGAACAUAACCCUUUUGAUAACGUUAAAGAAGAUGAUGAGGGAAAGGGAAAAGAUGUAUCUCAAGGUCCAACAACUCAUAAGCCUUCAGGCGCCCAGUCUUCCCAGAAUCCAUCAGGCAUAAAGGACGACAAAAAUCCAACUGUCGCCGGUUCACAGAGCCCCCAGGCCUACUCAGAUACCAACCAACCUAACAAAACCUCUUCUCAAACCGACCCCUUCGGUAUGGCGCCUUCCCAAGUCUCCGGAGAGCGCUUCGCCAACCAAACCAGUACAAAUACGAACAUGACUGGUAUUGUAAACUCUGCGGGACAUCAACCUCAGCCUUUAGAUCAGACGCCCGCCCAUGAGCCGUCGAACUCCGGAGCGAGAAUGAGUGGAAUCGUGGACUCCGCCCGACACAAUCCGCCUUCACACGCACAGUCAAAUCACGGAUUCAACCAACCCAUUCUGCAACAAAGCACAAACAUGAGCGCGAUCGUCGACUCUGCCCGACAUGAGCCUCGGCCCUUAAGCCAAGCACCGGAACAUCACCCAACACCGACAGGCUCCGAAUCUGGCUUUGGAGGUUCUGCUCCACAGCGGCAAAACAAGGGCGUGAAUGCAGCGGUGCAUAUUCCAAGACACCGAUCCAACCCUAUGCAGCAGGAACCAGUGCCCGCCUCAUCCUCUAAUUUUGGCUCUGAUUAUUCUGUACCUCAACAAGCGCCCAAGGCCAAUCCGUUUGGUAUGGCUGUGAAUCAAGGCCACGGCAAAGGGGCAAUGGAACAGGCGGCUACGGUGGCCCCUGAAGGUACCGAGGACGCAGAAAAGCAACGAAAAGGAAAUAAUGUCGAAUUCGCAGCGAGGCCCGUUGAAGCUCGCCAGUGA